This is a messenger RNA of Bemisia tabaci, 782 nucleotides long. NCBI's taxonomy places the organism in Eukaryota, Metazoa, Arthropoda, Insecta, Hemiptera, Aleyrodidae. The record is from RefSeq and is a predicted model, not a curated record.
UUCCUGAAGUAUGAAAAAUUAAAAGAAUCUUACUUGAAACUAACCGAUGAUAACAAAAAGGUGAAAACGGCUUACGCUAAAUUGAUGUCAGAGUACAAAAAAAGGGAUGCUGAAUGCAAAGAAUUGAAACAAGCUGCUCAGUCUCAUAAGAAAGCACCAGCUCUGAAACACGCGCUUGACAGUGGAGCUCAGUCACGAGCACAACCUUUCUUCAAUAAUCCAAAAUUAUCGGUGGUCACACCCAGAAAGUGCAAUCCACUGUUUAAAACACCAACGUCUUUGUCACCAUUCCGAACCAUGAACCGCGAGAGGCAUCCAAACUAUCGUAACCCAGCGCAAUAUUCUGGCAGUAGUGUGGGCAGUGCCGUUAGAACUCCAGCCUCCGAUUUCAAUACACCGUCUUCUUCAGUGCUGAGUAGAUUCAAUGAACGCGAAAGCAACAAUACCGCACGAUCCCCUUUUGUGACCCCAGAAGUUCCAAUUCAAGAUCUUAAACUUGGUAGUUGGCAUGGACUAAGGCCAAAGAAACCUUUCUGAAGAAAUUUUUGAAUACAGUCAGAGAAUCUCCCAAGAGAAUUUUAUUUUGACCAGCUUUAUUUCUAAUCAAUGAGUCCUUCAUAAAUGUUUAUUAUAACAGAAGCAAAGUAUUUCCAGCCAGCAAUGCCACCAUUCAGAACUACCUAUUGGUCAUUUGAACAGAACUUGGUUUUUUCCCAAUCUUGAAGUUACAUUUUGUUUCAAUUUAUCUAAAGUUUUAAUCCAGGCUUAAAGUUAAUUUUCAU